CGAGCCGUUGCUGCUGCCUGUGUCACUGGAGGGCGAGUUCUCCAAUAGCAUGAAGGAGAUGAUCGGCGGCUGCUGCGUGUGCUCCGACGAGAGGGGCUGGGCCGAGAACCCGCUUGUCUACUGCGACGGGCACGGCUGCAAUGUCGCAGUGCAUCAAGCUUGCUAUGGAAUUGUUCAAGUACCCACUGGACCUUGGUUUUGCAGGAAGUGUGAAUCUCAGGAAAGAGCAGCCAGAGUGAGAUGUGAAUUAUGCCCUCAUAAGGAUGGUGCUUUAAAGAGAACAGAUAAUGGGGGUUGGGCUCAUGUGGUUUGUGCUCUGUACAUUCCCGAGGUGCAGUUUGCAAAUGUUUCUACAAUGGAACCUAUCGUGUUGCAGUCUGUUCCUCAUGAUCGUUAUAAUAAGACAUGCUAUAUUUGUGAUGAACAAGGCAGAGAAAGUAAAGCAGCCACUGGUGCUUGCAUGACAUGUAAUAAACAUGGAUGUCGACAAGCUUUUCAUGUAACCUGUGCCCAGUUUGCAGGACUUCUUUGUGAAGAAGAAGGCAAUGGGGCAGAUAAUGUCCAAUACUGUGGUUACUGUAAAUACCAUUUCAGUAAACUGAAAAAGAGCAAACGGGGAUCUAAUAGGUCAUAUGAUCAAAGUUUAAGUGAUUCUUCCUCUCACUCUCAGGAUAAACAUCAUGAGAAGGAGAAAAAAAAAUAUAAAGAGAAAGAUAAACACAAGCAAAAAUACAAGAAGCAGUCGGAGUCCUCGCCAUCCUUGGUUCCAUCUCUUACUGUAACUACAGAGAAAACAUACACAAGCACUAGCAACAACUCCAUGUCAGGCUCCUUGAAGCGGCUGGAAGAUACCACAGCUCGAUUUACAAAUGCAAAUUUCCAGGAAGUUUCUACACACGUUUCAAGUGGAAAAGAUUCUUCAGAGGCUAGAGGGUCAGAGAGCAAAGGGAAGAAAUCUGCAGGUCACAGCUCAGGUCAGAGGGGAAGAAAGCCUGGUGCUGGAAGGAAUCCAGGAACAACUGUGUCUGCAACUAGUCCUUUCCAGCAAGGUAGCUUUUUGGGCACUCCUGGGAGCAUCAAGUCAUCUUCUGGGAGUUCAGUUCAGUCUCCCCAGGAUUUUCUGAGUUUUACAGAAACAGAUCUACGAAGUGACAGUUACGCUCAUUCUCAACAGGCUUCAUCAACCAAAGAUGUACACAAAGGAGAGACUGGGAGUCAAGAAGGUGGUGUCAAUUGUUUCAGUUCCUUAAUCGGUCUCCCUUCAGCUGUUUCCCAAUCUAAAAAUUUUGACAACUCGCCUGGAGACUUAGGUAAUUCAUGCCUUACUUCUACAGCAUACAAACGAGCUCAAACUUCUGGAAUAGAAGAAGAAACCGUAACAGAGAAGAAACGGAAAGGAAAUAAACAAAAUAAACAUGGGCCUGGUAGACCCAAAGGAAAUAAAAGUCAAGAAAGUAUUUCCCAUCUUUCAGUUUCUUCUGCUUCCCCAACUUCAUCUGUGGCGUCUGCUGCAGGAAGUGUGACAAGCUCUGGUCUUCAAAAAUCUCCAACUUUGCUCAGGAAUGGAAGUUUACAAAGUCUUAGCGUUGGCUCAUCUCCAGUGGGUUCAGGUAUUUUUAGCAGCAAUGAUGUAGCAGUAUCAUUUCCAAAUGCAGUGUCUGGCUCAGGAUCUAGCACUCCCGUUUCCAGUUCUCAUUUACCUCAGCAGGCUUCAAGCCACUUGCAAGUGGGAGCUCUAUCACCUUCAGCUGCGCCUUCUGUAACUACUGUUGUUGCUGCGACUCAGGCAAACACCCUACCUGGAUCCUCUCUCAGUCUGCCUCCAUCCCACAUGUAUGGCAAUAGGCUGAAUCCUAAUUCGGCAAUGGCAGCACUUAUUGCUCAGUCUGAGAACAGUCAAGCAGAUCAAGAUCUUGGAGAUAAUAGCCGCAGCGUUGUUGGCAGAGGAGGUUCACCCAGAGGAAGUCUCUCACCACGAUCCCCUGUAGGCAGCUUACAGAUUCGCUAUGAUCAAUCAGGGAACAGUUGUGGGGAAAAUUUGCCCCCAGUAGCAGCCAGCAUAGAACAGCUUCUGGAGAGGCAGUGGAGUGAAGGACAGCAGUUUUUACUGGAACAAGGCACCCCUAGUGACAUUUUAGGAAUGCUCAAGUCAUUACACCAGCUUCAGGUUGAAAACAGGCGUUUAGAAGAACAGAUAAAGAAUCUGACUGCUAAAAAGGAACGGCUUCAGCUGCUCAAUGCACAACUUUCGGUUCCCUUUCCAACAAUAACUUCAAAUCCUAGCCCUUCUCAUCAAGUACAUGCAUUUCCAGUGCAAGCAGCACCUAGCACUGAUUCUUUGAACAGCAGUAAAAGCCCUCAUCUGGGAAACAGUUUUUUACCAGACAAUUCUCUUCCUGUAUUAAAUCAGGAGAUAACCUCCAGCGGACAAAGCACCAGCAGUUCAUCAGCUCUUUCCACUCCACCACCUGCUGGGCAGAGUCCAGCUCAGCAAGGCUCAGGAGUCACAGGAGUUCAACAGGUCAAUGGUGUGACAGUGGGGGCACUAGCUAGUGGUAUGCAGACUGUAACCUCCACCAUUCCUGCAGUGCCUGGUGUGGGUGGAAUAAUUGGAGCAUUGCCAGCUAACCAGCUGGCAAUCAAUGGAAUUGUAGGGGCUUUAAAUGGGGUAAUUCAGACCCCGGCAACAAUAUCACAGAACCCUUCUCCUCUCACUCAUGCAACCGUGCCACCCAAUAACAGUGCCUCAGGACUAGGAUUACUUCCUGACCAACAGAGACAGCUUCUACUCCAUCAACAGCACCAGCAAUUUCAGCAAUUACUAAGUACUCAGCAACUCACAUCAGAACAGCAUCAAGCCCUUUUGUAUCAAUUAGUACAGCAACAGCACCAUCACCAUCAACACCAUCAGUCUGAAGUACAGCAACUGCAGAUUACCGGAGGAGCACAGAUACCCAUAAACAACUUGCUUUCAGGCACACAGCCAUCACCGCUUAAUGCAGCUACUACUAACCCAUUCCUUACAAUUCAUGGAGAUAAUGCAGCUCAGAAGGUGACAUAUUUUCUCUUGCACAGAGGCUCAAUGAUAAAACUGGACCAGUUGCAUCAGAGAAGAGUUGACAUUUGAAUGAUACUUGAGAACUGCACGUCCUGCUGUUAUAGCACUUCGUCUGACUGCUAACUGCAGUCUUCCUUUCUGCAGAUAUGAAGAAAUGCAACAAGGAACUCUUACUGCACAGCAAAAGGUUAAUAGGCUUCAAUAAGGAUAUUCUUGGUAGGCUUUGAUUUACUUUCUUGUUGCACUAAAAUGGAAGUACUUUUUCAUGUUUCAAACUGUGAAGUAGAUAAAAUUCUGCAAACCAUAAUUAUUUUGUCAAUAUGACGGUACUAAGUACAAAUUCAAACAUAGAAAACUCAUAUAUGCCUGAUUCUUGAGUACUAAUCUUAUUAUAAAUUCAAAGACUAGUAAACUGUCUGCAGUCAUGGAUUACUUUGGUUUCAGAGCAGUAGUUUAAAAAAAAUAAAAAACAAAAAAAAAAAAAAUA
Messenger RNA from Struthio camelus australis, 3545 nucleotides. The record is from RefSeq and is a predicted model, not a curated record. NCBI's taxonomy places the organism in Eukaryota, Metazoa, Chordata, Aves, Struthioniformes, Struthionidae.